GUACUGCAGCUUCUUUUUCGGUGAUAGUAAACAUGUGAGCUGUCAAAGUCAUGGCGGAAAGGAACUUCAAGGAAUCGUUCAAAUUCUAUAAAGCGCGCUUUCCAGCUCCUGAUCUCAGUGAAGUUCUUGAUGUGGAUAAUGCUUCCGAAGAGACAUGUUCCCCAUUCAAGGCACAAACAUCCGGAUCAAAUCCAUUUCCGCUAAUUCUAAAACCGCCGGAUAAAUGGCUCUGUUACGAAGUAAACAAUCGUCCUGGGUUGAUAUUCAUUAGGAAUCCGUUCACAGCACUUGGCCAACGAUAUUGGGUCGUUCGGAGUGUACGUGACUACCCACAGGCGCCAAAUGUAGUCAAUCUAAUCCCAAAGAAAUUUGAAAAGGAAGUCAUCGACGAUUGGUGGCGAGCAUUCAGGUCGGCCAAGGACCCAAAAUUCAGAGAGAACUUGAAGGCAUCCAUGCGCUGGGCAACACUUGGAUACCACCAUGAUUGGGAUACCAAAGUUUACAGUGAAAGCAUGAAAAAUGUGUUUCCCACCGAUUUGAGGGAGAUGACGAAAUUCUUUGCGAAGGCUUUAGGCUAUGGAAAGUAUUCUGCCGAGGCGGCAAUCGUCAACUUUUACCCUCUGGGUACCACUCUGUCCGGUCACACGGAUCAUUCGGAAGCGGACUUGGACGCUCCUUUAUUUUCAUUCAGCUUUGGUCAAAAGGCAAUCUUUCUGAUAGGAGGGCCCACCAAAGAAGAGCCAGCAACAGCAUUAUUUCUCAGGAGUGGUGAUGUUGUUGUUAUGUCAAAGCAAAGCAGAUUAUGCUACCACGCUGUACCUAGAGUAAUGAAGGAUUGUCUGGAACCUUGGAAAAACUUAGGGGAGUCAAGUACAACCGUAUGUGAAAAAGACGAGGUUGAACAGCCAAACUGUAAAAAAAUGAAGGAAGAAACUUCGGAUUUAUUAGCUGAACUAUUAGACGAUUGUCGCGAUGAUUCCUUUUGGAAGCCAUUUCAAAGUUAUUUGGAGACAACACGUAUAAAUAUUAAUAUAAGACAAGUUUUAAAAGAUGGACAAACAAGUUUAUAGCAAUAAAUGUA
Messenger RNA from Hermetia illucens (black soldier fly), 1081 nucleotides. RefSeq names its product nucleic acid dioxygenase ALKBH1 (gene AlkB). NCBI's taxonomy places the organism in Eukaryota, Metazoa, Arthropoda, Insecta, Diptera, Stratiomyidae. The transcript is spliced from 3 exons. The record is from RefSeq and is a predicted model, not a curated record. Gene Ontology annotation, cellular component: nucleus; cytoplasm. Gene Ontology annotation, biological process: oxidative RNA demethylation. Gene Ontology annotation, molecular function: broad specificity oxidative DNA demethylase activity; ferrous iron binding; oxidative RNA demethylase activity. The coding region runs from base 51 to 1070 and encodes 339 amino acids.